Molecule: messenger RNA, 1971 nt
Organism: Drosophila albomicans
Lineage: Eukaryota; Metazoa; Arthropoda; Insecta; Diptera; Drosophilidae
Gene: dpr7
Product: zwei Ig domain protein zig-8
Exons: 8
Coding region: 267-1217 (316 amino acids)
Biological process (GO): synapse organization
Cellular component (GO): neuron projection membrane
Source: RefSeq, a predicted model, not a curated record
UGUGAAUACAAAUAAUGCAGAAACGAAUACAUCUUGAAGUCUUUCGACUAUAGAAAAACAUUACUGCUGAAUUGCAAAAAAUUUAAAUCUGUUAGAAAUGAAAUGGUUUUUUUUUUUUGUCAAUAUUAAUUGGAAAUCUUAAAGCAAGUUCUGUAUUACUAAAGGUCUCAAGAAGAGAAAGAUAAGGUUUCAUUUCAUAUUAAGGCUGAAAAUCAUGUUAUUUGCAGUGUAGCGAGAAACGGCAUGUGAAGUUAUUAAACUAAGCAAUGGCGGCUUUAAAUGCAGAGAGAAAGUUUUUGAAUGGUUUAAAAAAUAUGAAGUCCAUCAUAUUGUUAAUAUUGCAUUUUAGUUGUGGUCUUCAGCAUAUCAUCGCUUCAUCAGUUUUAAAUAUAAAUGACUUGGCGAGUAUGGAUCGCCCUUUCUUUGACGAUAUAAGUUCAAGAAAUAUUUCGGCUGUUGUUGACGAAACUGCAAUUUUAAGAUGUCGCGUUAAAAACAAAGGAAAUCGAACUGUUUCGUGGAUGCGCAAACGGGAUUUACAUAUUUUGACCACUAACAUUUAUACAUAUACUGGCGAUCAACGGUUUUCUGUAAUACACCCAUCAAAUAGUGACGAUUGGGACUUGAAAAUUGAAUAUGCACAGGCUAGAGACAGUGGUAUUUACGAAUGCCAAGUUAAUACUGAACCAAAAAUUAACUUGGCCAUUAUUCUGGAAAUAACUGCUGAAAAAGAACUGCGAGAAAGAAGUUCGGGAAAAGUUUACUUUGAUUCCAAAGCGCGUGCGAAGAUUUUAGGCUCUACAGAAAUACACGUAAAACGCGAUAGUACUAUUGCUUUGGCUUGCUCUGUGAACAUUCAUGCCUCUUCCGUUCUAUGGUAUCAUGGGUCUGCAAUAGUAGACUUUGAUUCUCUAAGAGGUGGAAUUAGUUUGGAAACUGAAAAGACCGAUAUAGGUACUACCAGUCGUUUGAUGCUAACCCGUGCGUCAUUACGAGAUUCUGGAAAUUAUACAUGUGUUCCCAAUGCGGCCAUGCCGGCAUCAGUACGAGUUCACGUCUUAACGGGUGAACAGCCCGCAGCAAUGCAAACCAGUAUUGCGAGUGCUACAGAUGUUUCUAUAGUAAUCAUAAUAGCGUGUUUGAUCAUAUCAGAUAUAUUGUUAAUUCGAGUUUUGAACCUAACACAACGUUUAACUGUUCAUCGAAGUUUAAGUUGACUAACUUUAAACAGAAUUAGCUCUAGCAAAGAAAGACAUGUUAUUUAAAGGUAGUUGUGACAUAAUUUCCACAACUCUUUAAUAAAUAAACGAUGAGUAAUUUUUAUAUUGUAUAAAUCAUGUACGGUAUUCAAUUUAGCAAAUUAUUUAUAAAUAACUUUAAAAUUUAAGCAAUUCGAAAACAAUAGACUACUUGUUUGUUUGGUCCUACACAUAUACAUAAGCAUAUACAUACAUAUAUUCAAAAAAUAAGAUUGUAACGAAAACAUUUGGAAAAAAUCAAAUUACCUUUAUAUACUAACAUGCAUACAUACAUACAUAGAUUCUACAUUAAGCAUAAUUCCUAUAGUCUUAUGUAAUAAAAACGUACAGUAAGAAUAAAUACAUAUAUACGUAUACAUAUAGCAUAUAUAUAUGCUAAAUAAGUUUUGUAUUCGUUUAUCAGCUGGAAGGAACGAAUAUUCUCCAUAUAAUAUAGGCGAUGUAUGGUAUGUCGGUUCUCUAACUAGCUUUUCGUUAAAAUGUUAAAUACCGUAUAACAUUUUAUUUAUUGAAAAACUUUUUAUAUGAUGUAGUGCUAUGCGAUUUUGUACUUGUACAUAUUAUUAUUUAUGUUUUAAUAUUUAAAAAAGAAUGUGGACUGGAAACAUAGCCAUCUUGGGCUUAUAAUUAACAAAAAUACAGUAUAAUUAACAGUCAUAAUUUAUAGUUAGAUGGCAUGAUAUGCGAUUUAUCUUUAAUUCUUAUGCCUCGA